This is a messenger RNA of Lagopus leucura (white-tailed ptarmigan), 1984 nucleotides long. RefSeq names its product endogenous retrovirus group K member 21 Gag polyprotein-like. Gene Ontology annotation, biological process: viral process. The transcript has a single exon. Lineage: Eukaryota; Metazoa; Chordata; Aves; Galliformes; Phasianidae. The record is from RefSeq and is a predicted model, not a curated record. Gene Ontology annotation, molecular function: zinc ion binding; nucleic acid binding. Bases 114 to 1397 code for a protein of 427 amino acids.
GCAGCAUAUAUCCUUCGCUUAAGCCCUGUAAAGAUAACGGGGAAGGGGGGUCGGUGGAGGAAAGUGCUAUAACUUCUAGUACAGCUGAUAAGAGGGUCCUUGAGAAGGGAGAGAUGUCUGGAGGGGCUGGGAUACAACCUGUGGAAUGCGACAGUGGGGGCGGGACUCACCUACUGCCCGAUUCUGCCUGCUACGGUGGCCACCCCCCGAGGGGCGUGGAUUGUCCCCGGCCUUGCUGUGGGGGGAGCGUUCCGACGGGGAUGGCCCUGGAGUCCACCCAGGAGGGGCGUGGUCCCAUAUCGACAGCUUCAUGGGGCCUGCCUACCCUCACUGAUUGGGCUCGAGUGAGGGAGGAUAUACAGGCCGCAGAUCCAGCAGGUGUCGCUCUCACUUUGCCGGUGGUGAUAAGACCAGAGGGUCCAGCUUGGGUUCCUCUGGAGUCCAAAGCGGUUACUCGUCUUUCGGAAUUAGUUAAGAGCAAAGGCCUGCGUUCCCCUGUUACUAUGGCAGCAGUGGAAGCUCUUAUGGCUUCUAGUCUUUUGCCAUAUGAUGCGGUGAACCUUAUGCAUGUUAUUCUUGAGCCCGUACAAUACACCCUGUGGAAUGAUGAAUGGAAUAGACUACUUCAAGCUGUGGUGGCUGCUGCCAACCGGGACCCCCACCAUCCAGCCAACGGCCAGCGCAGAGGCGAGAGAACUAAUCUUGCACGUCUUCAGGGCCUGGCAGAUGGAAUGGUGGGAUCCCCGGAGGGCCAAGCAGCAAUGCUCAGACCAGGAGAGCUGGCAGCUGUUACAACGGCAGCCCUCCAAGCCCUGCGAGAAGUGGCUAAGGUUGCGGAACCUGUGCAUCCGUGGGCAGACAUAAAGCAGAGCCACUCUGAGUCAUUUUCUGAUUUUGCGAAUCGCCUAAUUCGCGCAGUGGAGGGAUCUGAUCUCCCAAGGGAGGUCCAAUCCGCAGUCAUAAUAGAAUGUCUUAAACAGAAAUCGUUGCCAGACAUCCAGCAAAUCAUCAGAGCAGCACCGGGUAACCUAACUACCCCAGGGGAGCUUAUUAAAUAUGUGUUAGAUCAUCAGAAAGUUGCACCAUUAACUAAUGAGGGAUUAGCAGCCGCCAUGCAGGAAAUGAUAGACGCCAAUCGGGUCAAGGAAGGAAGGAAUAAAGGCCCGUGUUUUAGGUGUGGGCAGCGUGGCCAUUUCAAAGCACAGUGCCCUAAGAAGAUGGGGCAAGGAUCAGACAAACGGUGCCAAUUAUGUGGCGGAGCCGGACAUGUCGCACGUCAGUGUAAAAAAUUUAGAAUCUCGCUGCAGGGAAACGGGAGAGGGAGGGAGCCAAUGGCCCAGGACUCCUUCCCGUCAUCCCUAGGUGGGCCAAAAGCACAACGCCCGCAGUGGCAUUAACUAUGGAUUUAGAAGAACGACCAAUCGUUACGGUUAGGAUGUCAUAUAUGGAUCCAGAUCUUCCAUCAUCGGUGCCCAAAGCGGUAAUUUUUGUAGCCUUACUUGAUUCUGGUGCAGAUAUUACUGUCAUCUCAGAAGAUGACUGGCCUCGGCAGUGGCCCGCGACUUUUAUGUGGAGAACAAUUGCGGGUGUGGGGGGCGAUGUGCCCACCAGAAAGGCAGACAGAGUGGUAGAGCUUGCGAUCAUCAAUGAUGAUGGUACCAUGGAAAAAAAUGUAAUCAUCCUUCCUACUUUAGCACCAAUAGGAGGAUCCAUACUUGGCAGGGACUUUCUUUUUGAGAUGGGAGUAAAACUGACAAAUUUAUGAAAAGGGCCACUGUCCAUCAUUUAGCGCUGCAAUAUGCGAUUCCGUUGCGUUGGAAACGGGAUGUAUUUCCCGUUUGGGUGGAUCAGUGGCCCCUUUCUGUUGAUAAAUUAGCAGCGCUUGUACAGAUUGUUUCACGAGAACUUAAUGCAGGACAUAUAGAACCGUCACUCAGUAGUUGGAAUACGCCUGUUUUUGUAAUUCGAAAAGCAUCGGGAUCUU